Messenger RNA from Stylophora pistillata, 730 nucleotides. RefSeq lists its product as uncharacterized. Lineage: Eukaryota; Metazoa; Cnidaria; Anthozoa; Scleractinia; Pocilloporidae. The record is from RefSeq and is a predicted model, not a curated record.
UCUAACACUGCGGAAUAGUAAGUAAACAUUUGAUCAAGUUGUCAUUCAUUUAAGACCUUUUUUUAACCGACGUAAUGGAAGAAAACAAACCAGAGAAGAGGAGAAGAAGAAAGCGCAGAAAUGCAAGGCUACCUUCGAAAGAAAAAGAGGAAUCAAGGGCGAAGAUCGAACGAGUCUGUGCUCCAGCGGAUUACAAGAUAAUGGAAGAACUCAUAGAAGACCCGGUAAGCGAAGAAAAUGAGCGAAGAAGGAGAGCUAUUGAGAAGUGGACUGAAGAGUCACACGAAGAGUUUGCAAAUGGUCUGGCUGUGCAUGGAAAGAAAUUCCGUAAAGUGGCUGACCAUCUUCCAGAAAUGACUGUAGCAGACUGUGUAGAACAUUACUACAUGACCAAGCCCUUUGACUUCAAUUUCGCGGAGUGGGAGGCUAAUGAAAAAGCCAAAGACGACGGCUUACAGCCUUCAUCAAUAGGGUCCAAAGGAAUUUCUUCUGAUUGGGCUCAGUCGUCAACUACAUCUGAGCCUCAAUCAAUUGCAAGCUCUCCCGUAGGUGAACCGUUGGGAGUAAAAAGAGAAGAGGAACUGAAAAAUUCUGAAGAGGCAGAUUAAUUAAAUGCCGAGAAAUGAUAUAAAAUUUCUGAUGAUAGUCUACUUUUAAGCGAUGCCGAUAAGUCCAAAUAAGGAAGUAUCAUGUGCACUCACCAGUGGUUAUUUAAUAAAUAAUCAUUAAG